AUGGGCCCAGAGUUACUGGACGCUGUAUCCCAUUCAUUAGCGACUAACAUAACACGAGGGAAAGGUCCAGGCAUACCGUUCAAUAAGGUGGACUCCCGACGCAGUCUCCACGAUCCCGCUAACCUGGCCCGGCUGCAGCGCAAAAGCGGCAUUUUCAAACUCCUUCUGCAUCUCGCCACGGCCAAAAAAGCCGCUUCCAAGUAG
Penicillium lagena is the source of this 204-nucleotide messenger RNA. RefSeq lists its product as uncharacterized. Lineage: Eukaryota; Fungi; Ascomycota; Eurotiomycetes; Eurotiales; Aspergillaceae. The coding region runs from base 1 to 204 and encodes 67 amino acids. The record is from RefSeq and is a predicted model, not a curated record. The transcript has a single exon.